AAUUUUUUCGCGGCGUAUGUUCGUCGUCAAAAAUAAAACACAUAUGUGUAUAUGGAAGUGCACACAAUCACGGCAACGGCGAAAAUUUCGUCGGUCGCCGCGAACUCAAUUAGCUUUAUGCUAGAAACACAAUUGGAGCGAACGACGAAUUUUUUCGCGGCGUAUGUUCGUCGUCAAAAAUAAAACACAUAUGUGUAUAUGGAAGUGCACACAAUCACGGCACCGGCGAAAAUUUCGUCGGUCGCCGCGAACUCAAUUAGCUUUAUUUCUAUUUCAUACGCCGGCGACCGGCGAACAAACAGUACAAGGUGGCCAUACUUGUACGAAUUUUAUGUGUUUUAGUAAAUAAAGUUACUUUUUACUUUAAAAUUUGUUAUGGUCACUCUACUAUCUGUUAUUCGUAUAAAAAAACAUAAAUAAUUUGUUUAUUUAUUUGUGUACUUGCGCCUGAGUGAAGAUGGAUAUCAGUGAAUUUAUAAUAGAGAAGAUGGACAUAACUGAAAUUUUAAUAGAGAACGUAAAGAAUUAUGAGUUCUUGUAUAAUUUGGCCUCAAAAGACUACAAGAAUGUUCAAAAAAAAGACGGAAGUAUGGGAGGAAAUUGGCAGCUUGGUCAAUUUGUCGGGUGAAGCUUGCAGGAAACGGUGGAAAGGGCUCCGAGAUACCUACAAGAGGCGCAAAAGAGCAGCUCAGCUUGCUUCCGGAAGUGGCGCACCAAGCCCAUCUAAAAGAUGGAGAUAUAUGGAGUCGCUGGAGUUUUUAGAUGACUACAAAGAUGCACGAACAACAAUUGGAAACAUUGAUAACAUAGACAAUGAUUUGCCAAGCAUUCUUGAUUGCUCGUCGUCUUCUGUCAACGAUUUUCUGCUAACUGACGAAAGCAGCAGCCAAGCAAACGAACCUCCGCCGAAGUACACCAAGAAGCACGCGGACGCAGAAAUAACUACGGUCUUCAAGCAGGUUAUGCAGGAGUGUGCAAAUUCUGUAAGAGAAAUUGCUUCAGGGAGUGAAAUUAGCCGCAACUCAACCUUGUUGCUUUUCGAAAGCUUGGCCCAAAAACUAAUUGAGUCGAAUUUACCACAGGUCACAAUGUCAGAAAUCGAGGCUAAGGUCGUGAGCUUAGUUUACAAGGAAAUUGCCCAGAACAUACCUUGAUUUUUUUUUAAUUUUAAAUUUCAAUUCUAUGAACUGAAUUUUUUCUUUUUUUGUUUUUUAAGUUUUUUUUUUAAUUAUGACUGAAAUGACAUUAAAUGUUGCCUUAGUAUAUAGUUUGUAUUAAAUACAUUUGAGUUUUGGUUUUGUUUUAUUA
This is a messenger RNA of Musca domestica (house fly), 1308 nucleotides long. RefSeq lists its product as uncharacterized. The coding region runs from base 528 to 1154 and encodes 208 amino acids. The record is from RefSeq and is a predicted model, not a curated record. The transcript has 3 exons. Lineage: Eukaryota; Metazoa; Arthropoda; Insecta; Diptera; Muscidae. Gene Ontology annotation, biological process: regulation of transcription by RNA polymerase II. Gene Ontology annotation, cellular component: transcription regulator complex; nucleus.